Molecule: messenger RNA, 1062 nt
Organism: Drepanopeziza brunnea f. sp. 'multigermtubi' MB_m1
Lineage: Eukaryota; Fungi; Ascomycota; Leotiomycetes; Helotiales; Drepanopezizaceae
Molecular function (GO): oxidoreductase activity, acting on the CH-CH group of donors, NAD or NADP as acceptor
Source: RefSeq, a predicted model, not a curated record
AUGUCCUCCCUUACUCACACGACGAAGCAAUGGAUCCUGGCGUCCAAGCCUACAGGGGCCCCAGUCCUUUCUGGCCCUGGUGCAACUUUCAAGCUCCAGACCACUGAACUGCCGGUCUUGAAGGACGGACAAAUUCUCUGUAAAGUUGAAUAUUUCUCCAACGAUACUGGCCUGAGGAACUUUAUUCAGAGUACGGUGGCGCCCGAGCGUUUCUACGUGCCUACUGUCCCCCUCGGCUCUCCCAUGCGCUCAGGAGUCAUUGGUACCGUCCUCGAGUCCCUUUCUCCAACCUACAAGGUUGGGGAUUUGGUCUGCAACUUCCACCUAGGUACUUGGAGCGAGCGUGUGAUUCUGGAUGCAGCAACUUGUCAACCAUUGCCACCCUUACCUAAUGGACUCUCGGUCACGCACUACCUGGGUGCUUUCGGCGCAUCAGGACUGGCUGCGUACACUGGCCUGUACUAUGCCGGCGAGGCCAAAGCUGGCGACACCAUCGUGAUCUCGGCUGCUGCAGGCGCAACUGGGAUCAUGGCAAUUCAGAUCGCGGCGAAGUUGUUGGGGGCGAAGCGUGUGAUCGGGAUUGCAGGCUCUGAGGCGAAGUGCAAAUGGGUGCAAGAGCUAGGUGCUCAUGCAUGCGUCAACUACAACUCUCCCACAUUCGAGGCCGACCUGAUUGCUGCUACGCCAGAUGAGGUUGAUGUGUAUUUUGACAAUGUCGGCGGGCAUGUGUUGGAUGUCAUGCUGACGAGGGUCAAGAGACAUGGAACAAUCGCCGUCUGUGGUGCCGUGAGUGAGUACAACACGGAUGAGCCGAUGAAGUUGAAGAAUUGGUUCGAAUUGGUGUCGGGUCGCUUCACCAUUCGAGGAUUCAUCAUGCUGGAUUAUAUGGAGAAGGUACCGAUGAUUCUGGGCGAGCUGAUUGGUGCUGCCGCGGAUGGAAGGAUCGUGCUGGGUGCCGGGGAGACGAUUGUGGAAGCAAAAAUUGAGGAGCAGCCACAGGUGUGGAUGAGGCUGUUCAGUGGAGGAAACCGAGGCAAACUGCUUACGAAACUGAUCAGCUAA